UCUAAUUGAUAAUUUAGAUAGUUCGACAAGAAGCAAUUAUGAAUUCAAAGCAAGCGGAAAUAUUGCUGGCAGUGUUAUACACCGGAUCCGUGGUAUUCUCCGUCACGUCUGUUAUAUCUUUUGUGACCACAUGGCAGAAUUGGACAAUGACGUUAGAUGGUUGUAUCGAUGUCAAUUGCGGCUGUAUAUUAUAUGGUAUCAAUACAUUUCGCACGUUUCUCGGCGGUGACGAGAAACUGUGCCACUUCGCCGCGUACGCUCUCACACCCAUCAUAGUAAUCAGCAUGUGUCUUGGUGCCUAUCAUGGAUACAGAUGUUGCAUACAUAAAAAUUUAGACGACCCUAAGCAAAUUAAUCGCGAACAAGUGUGCCAUGACGACAGAAGAAACCUUAAUGGAUAUGUUGUGGUUCAUGUAAAAAAGAGAGUUGCUUUUAAGUGGUGGGUGCCUAUCGGUUUCCUCGCAGCGUUUGUCUGUUGCCUGUCUCUCGCCCACGCGGUCGUAAUAACCGACGGCUAUUACAAAACUUGCGAACAAUAUAGACGAAAUCUCAUUCAACUCUUGGGUUCGAGAGGCCGCGAAAUUUUAGCAAUUCAUAACAGGUUAUCGUGCGGAGCGAUUUUCGAUUUCAUGGAUUAUGUUCAACCAGAUAAAAAUCACUGGAGUCGCACUGAGAUGAAUACCGGGAUCGCGCUUCAACUCGCAAUAUAUACGAGCUGGUUCAAUUUCGUCGCUUGGAUAACCGCGUGCUCUAUAAACUUCAUCAUGGCGAGAGAAGAAAGGCAGCGAAAUUUAGAAGAAAAAUUUUGCUGCUGUUGA
This is a messenger RNA of Cyphomyrmex costatus, 818 nucleotides long. RefSeq lists its product as uncharacterized. The transcript is spliced from 3 exons. The coding region runs from base 39 to 818 and encodes 259 amino acids. Lineage: Eukaryota; Metazoa; Arthropoda; Insecta; Hymenoptera; Formicidae. The record is from RefSeq and is a predicted model, not a curated record.